AAUUGGUUCCUUUUUCGACACGUGGGGAUGAGAUUUUGUCUUCAUCUCUUGUGGAAUUGGGAGGGAAAGGGCUCUUCACCCAAGAAAUUGAGCAAGCGAUUUAUGAAGGGAAUAUUGAUGGUGCUGUCCAUUCGAUGAAGGAUUUGCCAACAAAGUUACCUGAAGGCAUGGUGAUUGGCGCUGUUUUGCCUCGUGAAGAUCCAAGAGAUGUCUUGAUUGGGGGUGAAGGGAGGAUAAAAAACCUAAGAGUUGGUGCCCAUAUUGGGACAGUUUCUUUACGACGCCAAGCACAACUUCUUCACCAUCGACCUGAUUUGAAGAUUUCUGUUUUGCGUGGAAAUGUAGGAACCCGUCUGCAGCGUAUCGAAGAAGGCGCGUUUGAUGCCACGAUUUUGGCAGCAGCAGGCUUGAAGCGGCUUGGGAAAGAAAUCUCUGAAGCACUAUCAACGCAAGAGAUGCUCCCUGCAGCAGGACAAGGAAUUAUUGGAAUAGAGUGCAUGGAAGGGAAUACUCGUUCGAAACUCCUUUCAGGUAUUCACCAUGAGCCAACAGGGCUGGCACUUCAGGCAGAGCGGUCUUUUUUAGAAACAUUGGAUGGUUCGUGUGGUACUCCUAUCGGUGCGCUUGCGCAGUGUGGGCCUAAAAAAUAA
This is a messenger RNA of Stylophora pistillata, 650 nucleotides long. RefSeq names its product porphobilinogen deaminase-like. The record is from RefSeq and is a predicted model, not a curated record. NCBI's taxonomy places the organism in Eukaryota, Metazoa, Cnidaria, Anthozoa, Scleractinia, Pocilloporidae.